AUGGAUGAGACUUGUGUCAAUCACCAUGAUCCUAAAUCAAAACAGGAGGCUAAAGAGUGGUUUGAACCUGGCUCUUCGGCUCCAAAACGAAAGCUAUUCAAAUUAUCGAGUAUUAGCUGUCUCUCCCUGGAUGAGAGUUUCAUCAUAUUUGAAACUUGUCGCCUGAAAGCAGUGAAACGUGACACAGCUGAGCUAUCGAUUUAUGCGAAAUUGUUCCAGUUGCCUGUUACGAAUGUUAAGCUCGGCGUAGCGUUGAGGAAACGCAACGACUAUGUGAAUCCCCCGCUUUAUGAGUAUCAGAUCGACGGCUGUGCUUUUUUUCGCAAUAAGCGGCGAAAUCCAUUGGCUGAGCUAUUUUAUAGCUUUUUGGGUCUUAAAACACACAGCAAUAUAAAUCACUCAUGUCCUUAUGAUCACGACAUAAUUUUAGAUCGUUUUGUGCUCAAUCAAAAUUUUGCGUCUGUGGUUCCAUUGCCUGUGGGAUCUUACUUAAUUUCAACAAAUUGGCAGAUAGAUGCAGUGGUGCGCGCUAAUGUUUCUCUCGGCUUGGAGGCUUUGGAUAAAAACUGA
Molecule: messenger RNA, 570 nt
Organism: Anastrepha obliqua
Lineage: Eukaryota; Metazoa; Arthropoda; Insecta; Diptera; Tephritidae
Exons: 4
Coding region: 1-570 (189 amino acids)
Source: RefSeq, a predicted model, not a curated record